Selaginella moellendorffii is the source of this 4348-nucleotide messenger RNA. Its product is annotated as xanthine dehydrogenase. The transcript is spliced from 13 exons. Gene Ontology annotation, molecular function: FAD binding; iron ion binding; 2 iron, 2 sulfur cluster binding. Lineage: Eukaryota; Viridiplantae; Streptophyta; Lycopodiopsida; Selaginellales; Selaginellaceae. Bases 146 to 4267 code for a protein of 1373 amino acids. The record is from RefSeq and is a predicted model, not a curated record.
UUCCAGGUCCAUUUGGUGCUCUAUUUUUCCUGUAGCGAGGAAAAGGGUUUUAGAUGGAUAGAUAGAUAGCGAUCCCAGCUCCUAGGUUUUCGAGCGUGGAUUCCAUCGCUUUGCUCCUCGCCGCCGCGCAGAUCGAAUUGAGCAGAUGGGAUCGCUGGAAGCAAGCAUCGAAUUGAUCGGCGAUCCCCAGGAGCCGAUUCUCUACGUGAAUGGGAAGCGCUACAUUCUUCCCGAUGGGUUAGCUCACAUGACGCUGCUGGAGUAUCUCCGAGGGCUUGGCUUGACCGGAACGAAAUUGGGAUGUGGAGAGGGAGGGUGUGGAGCGUGCACAGUGAUGCUUUCUUUCUUCGACAAUGGAGAAGACAAAAUCAAUCAUCGAGCGAUCAACGCUUGCUUGGCUCCGCUCUACUCAGUCGAAGGCAUGCACGUCAUGACCGUGGAAGGAAUUGGAAGUCGGCGUAAAGGCCUUCACAAAGUCCAGGAAGUCUUGGCUAACACACAUGGCUCGCAAUGCGGUUUUUGUACACCAGGCUUCGUCAUGUCGAUGUACGCACUGCUCAGGACUUGCAAGAUGCCACCAACAGAAGAACAGAUAGAAGAAAGCCUCGCGGGGAAUUUAUGUCGAUGCACGGGUUACCGGCCUAUUCUAGAGGCAUUCCGGUCGUUCACCAAAGCAGAUAGUUUCCUCUACUGGGAUGAUUCUGCUAAGGCAAGUGGAGUCGCUGUGAAUCGGGCCUCUCAAGGUGGUAAGAUCUGUCCUGGUACUGGAAGGCCUUGUGACUGUGGAUCCGAGAAGAAAACCGGUUGCUGUAGCGUACAGGAGAAACCAUCAGAGAUCAAGGAUCGGGGGGAGCUUAUUUUUCCUCCCGAGCUAAUGACCAGGAAGGUUCAGUCUUUGGUUCUGAAAGGUGCUGAGGAUUUGCAGUGGUUCCGUCCGUUAAGCCUGCCUGACUUACUGGAUUUGAAGAAACGGUAUCCGGAUGCUAAGUUGGUGGUCGGGAACAGUGAAGUUGGCAUAGAGACAAGGUUUAAGAACUUGAGGUACCCGGUACUGAUUGCAGCUACUCACGUCGCAGAGCUCAACGCCAUCAAAGUUCUCGACGAUGGUCUUAAUAUUGGUGCGUCCGUGACGCUGGAAAAACUCCGGGAAGUGAUGCAUGCUUGUGUGAAGGACAGGAAGGCUUACGAAGUAUCUGGAUGCGACGCAUUCUUGGCACAGUUGAAGUGGUUUGCAGGGGUUCAAAUAAGAAAUGUUUCCUCUAUUGGAGGCAACAUUUGUACUGCUAGUCCUAUCUCGGAUUUAAAUCCUCUUUGGAUAGCAGCGGGGGCCGUUUUCACCUUAGUUGAUGACAGUGGAUUGCCGCGGUCAGUACAGGCAAGCGACUUCUUUAUCGGGUAUCGCAGGGUGGCAUUGCGGAAAGGAGAGAUUCUUGCCAGCGUUUUUCUUCCAUGGACGAGGAAGAACGAAUAUAUAAAGGAGUUUAAGCAGUCUCACCGCAGAGAUGACGACAUCGCUCUUGUCAACGCAGGGAUGAGAGUUCAUCUAAAAGAGGAGACGGGGAAAUGGCUCGUAUCGGGGAUUUCAUUGGUAUAUGGUGGAGUUGCCGCUGUUCCCGUUCGUGCGAGCAAAACCGAGACUUUUAUGCAAGGAAAGGUUUGGGACAAGUCGACCCUGGAAGGUGCUCUUUCGGAGCUUCAGAAGGACAUCAUCAUUGCCGAUAAUGCUCCCGGAGGCAUGGCCGAAUUCAGGAGGUCUCUCAUUUUGAGUUUUUUCUUCAAAUAUUUCUUGAUGGUGGCGGACAAGCUUCAGCAGGAUGAAAAUGUCGAGCACGAGUUUUCCGAAAGGUUCAUGUCAGCAGCUGAUCCUUACAAGAGAGACAUUUCUAGUGGGAUGCAAAACUUCAAAACUAUAGUGGAUGGAUCAGCUGUCGGUCAGUCUAUCGCUCAUGUUUCAGCAGAGCUUCAGGUAUCUGGUGAAGCACAAUAUCUUGAUGACGAGCCUCUUCCACCCAAUGGACUGCAUGGUGCGUUGGUUUUGAGUACCAGACCGCAUGCUCGUAUCGUUUCUGUGAGCUACCGAGAGGCGGAGACUGUUCCUGGUUUCGCUGGUUAUUUUUGCGCAAAAGACGUUCCUGGAGGAAAUGAUAUUGGAGCUGUGGCGCAUGACGAAGAGUUAUUUGCAACGAACGUUGUCACAUGUGUUGGUCAGGUGAUUGGAGUUGUUGUUGCUGAUACUCAGUAUGCAGCAAGGGCCGCAGCACUAAAGGUCAAAGUGGUUUACGAAGACUUACCUGCGAUUCUGAGCAUUGAAGACGCCAUUGAGGCUGAGAGUUUUCUUCUGAAGGCGCCCCGAGUCCUUUCGAAGGGGAACGUACAAGAGUGUUUCGCCAGUGGGAAAUGCGAUCACAUUGUCGAAGGCACUGUGCAAAUGGGAGGACAGGAGCAUUUUUACUUAGAACCGCAUGGAACAACAGUAUGGAUUCAGGAUGGUGGAAAUGAGGUUAUGAUGCUAUCAUCGACACAGGCACCUCAGAAGCACCAGUAUACUGUAGCGCACGUCUUGGGCAUUCCAAUGCAUAGGGUGGUUUGUAAGACAAAACGAAUUGGCGGUGGAUUUGGAGGAAAGGAAACUCGUGGAUUUGUCGAAGCAGCUGCAGCGGCCGUCCCUGCAUAUCUCUUAAGGAGGCCGGUGAAGCUAGUACUUGACAGAGAAGUGGACAUGGCAAUUACUGGUCAAAGGCAUGCUUUCCUUGCGCGUUACAAGGUUGGUUUUACAAACGAGGGAAAAGUUAUGGCAUUGGACCUUCAGAUAUAUAACAAUGGUGGCAACUCAUUGGAUCUUUCGGACGCUGUUCUGGAGAGAUCCAUGUUCCAUUCGGACAACGUUUAUGUGAUCCCUAACGUGCGCAUAUUUGGAAACGUAUGUUUUACAAACAUUCCCAGCAACACAGCGUUUCGCGGAUUUGGCGGACCUCAAGGGAUGCUUGUUACGGAGAAUUGGAUUGAACACAUUGCAAAAACUCUGGGAGUACCUGCUUCAAAGAUCAGGGAAAUUAAUCUCCAAGGAGAAGGUUACGAGCUGCAUUAUAGCCAGGUUCUCGAGAACUGUCGUAUAAAACAGGUUUGGUCGGAGUUGAAGUCUUCUUGUGAGCUUGCCUCACGUAUGCAUGAGAUCGAUUUAUUUAACAAGAAAAAUCGGUGGAAGAAAAGAGGAGUAGCGAUGGUCCCUACAAAGUUUGGAAUAUCAUUUACAACCAAGUUUAUUAAUCAGGCAGGUGCAUUGGUCCAAGUUUAUACAGACGGUACAGUUCUAGUGACACAUGGUGGAGUUGAAAUGGGACAAGGUUUACACACAAAAAUCGCACAGGUCGCUGCCACUGCGUUCGAUAUUCCCAUAAGCUCAGUAUUUAUAUCUGAAACAAGCACCGACAAGGUACCAAAUGCUUCGCCUACUGCGGCUUCUGCGAGCUCUGAUAUGUAUGGUGCCGCUGUUAUCGAUGCAUGCAACCAAAUCAAAGAAAGGAUGAGACCAUUGAUGUCUCAGUACGACUCGUUUGCGAAGGUACUAAUCCAAGUUACGUUUCUUUGGCUAAUCUUUGUUGUUAUAUUGCAGCUGGUUAUGGCGUGUUACUUACAGCGUAUUGAUCUCUCAGCACACGGGUUUUACAUAACACCAGACAUUGGUUUCGAUUGGAAGACAGGGAAAGGAUCACCUUUCAGCUACUAUACUUAUGGAGCUGCUUGUGCCGAGGCAGAGAUAGAUUGUCUUACUGGUGAUUCACACUUGAGACGUGUUGACAUCGUCAUGGACUUGGGACAUUCGCUGAAUCCCGCUAUUGAUAUUGGCCAGAUUGAGGGUGCGUUUGUCCAAGGCCUCGGCUGGGUAGCACUAGAAGAACUUAAGUGGGGUGACAAAGCUCAUCCUUGGAUAAAGCCCGGAUAUCUUUUCACUCAAGGCCCCGGAACUUACAAACUGCCAACAGUAAACGAUAUUCCGAUUGACUUCCGAGUCUCGCUCUUAAAGGAUGCUCCGAAUCCAAGAGCCAUCCACUCGUCGAAGGCAGUGGGGGAACCCCCGCUGUUCUUAGCUGCAGCGGCGCUUUUUGCAGUAAAAGAAGCUAUCGCUUCUGCGAGAGCUGAAACGGGACUUCACGGGUGGUUUCUUUUGGACACCCCGGCCACUCCAGAAAGAAUCAGGAUGGCAUGCGUAGAUGAUAUCACUGCUCGCUUCGCUUCGGCCGACUUCCGUCCAAAGUUAAGCGUUUGAUUCUCCUGCUAACUUUCUGUACAGAAAUUAUACUAGAGGCACCCCACAUCUUUAUUUACAUAUUGUCGUCUUUGGAUCUCU